AUGGAAAGAGAACUUGUACUUUAUCAAGAACAGUUACCUGUGCUUGUUUAUCGUGGUCAGCGGCUUUCGAAAGACGAAUGGAAACAUUUUUUUGAAGCAAAAAAUCAUUAUAUUUCAAUGAAUUCCUUUCUUUCAACUAGCCUUGAAUCGAGUGUUGCCGAACUUUACAUUAAUGGAAAUAAUCUUGAUGAUGAAGUAAAUGUAUUAUUUGAAAUUUAUGCUGAUCCGAAACUUAUCGGUGGUGUACAACCCUUUGCUGAUGUAUCAAGAUUUAGUCAAUUUCCAGAAGAAAAAGAAAUACUCUUCAUGGCUGGAAGUAUUUUUCACAUUACGGAUGUGAUUAGUGGAGACUCAUUCUCAACAAUACAAAUGAAGCUUUGUAGUAAAGAGGAGAAUGAUUUGAAACCACUUUUUGAGACAUUACGCAAUGAAUACGGUGGGGAACAAGUAGGAAAAGAUAAAGAAGCAAGUUUGAACUCGUUUGGUACUGUUCUAUUUAAUAUGAAUAGAUUUGAUAUAGCAGACAGAUUUUUUCGUCGAAUUUAUCAUGAAAGUUCUAAUGAUGAUUCAAAUCGGGCUCGCUACUGUCUAAAUAUCGGCAAUGUGGCUUUACAUACAGGUCGAUAUGAAGAAAGUGCUGUCUGACCUCGUGACCUAUUUAAAGACUAUAAUGAAGAACUUGAAAUAGAUUUAAAAAAUAUUCUAUAUGGAGACAAUGAUUUGCAAAAGAGAAAAGGUCUAAAUUCAAAAAUUGCCAAGGAAAAGGAUGAAAGAAAACUAACAGAUGCACUUAAUCAAGUUAGAUAUUGUCUACAACCAGCUGUUCGUUCUUUAAUAACUGUAUUCAAUUUAAAUUCGGCUACUGAUUUAUCAGAUCAAAUUUUUGAAACAUUAGAAAUAUCAAGAGACAAUGGAGAAAAACGAAACAGUAAACAAAAUAAUAAUACAUUUAAUUCAAAUAGAAAAAAAAAGAACUUUAUGAUUGUAGAACCAGUAUCAUUUCUUGAAUUAGCAAUGGAUUGGGAUUGUAUUCAUGUAGCAAAAGAAUUUGUUCUAAAAGAUUCAUUAGCAAAUAUUCCGAAUCUAGAAGAAGCAUUUAUAAGGGCUUUAGAUAAAAAUUUACCGGCAUUUGUCUAUGAAUUUCUGAGAUUAGGAAUCGAACCGGCUGAAGUAUUGUUUCCACCAAUAAAACUUUCUUCGGGACAAUGUCGAUAUAAAAAAGUUUCUGGAAAGUGUUUAUCACGAGGAUGUAGUGAUAAAUAUGAUGAUCAUGAUAUAAAUCGAGCUUGUAAUAUUGUUUUACAACAAAAUGAACUUUAUGGAUAUGUUACUUGUCUUCAAGUUGCUUCGAAUGCGAAUGAUAAAUUAUUUAUUUCAGCACCAUCUUGUAUAGAAGCUAUGAUAAAUGUUUUGUAUGAUACACUUUAUCCAGAACAAACAAGUAAAACGAAUCGAUUAUCUCUGUUUAUUGGUUUUAUUUCUCUUGGUAUUUUGGCUCCUGAACUUGUUCAAUAUCGGGAAAUGGAAAUGGAUAAAGAAAUUGGUGAAUCUCUUAAACCAACUUUGGAACCACAUGGUAUAAAUUAUUCUGAUCCAUAUCCACUUGAAUAUCCUCGUCGUAUUAAAGUUAUGCCUGUAUUAAGUCGAUAUAUAUGUCGAUCAGAAAACUUUCAUUUAUGUGUAUUGACGAAAUACUUUUAUCAUUUUGCAUGUAUAUAG
Molecule: messenger RNA, 1719 nt
Organism: Rotaria sp. Silwood1
Lineage: Eukaryota; Metazoa; Rotifera; Eurotatoria; Philodinida; Philodinidae
Source: the annotation of a GenBank genome assembly